AUGAGGCAGCGCCGGUGGUUAGAAUUGUUUAACGAUUAUGAUUGUGAUGUUCUAUACCAUCUUGGAAAGGCCAAUAAGGUGGAAGAUGCUCUGAGUCGGCAGUCGAUGGCGUACAUGAUGACAGUGCGAGAAAUGCCCUUGGAACUGCAAGGUGACAUGUCUACGUUGGAACUCGAGGUAGUUGUUGGCAAAUUAGCAAAUCUUUCAGUGCAAUCCACCAUUAUGGAAGCCAUACAAGGAGGACAACUUUUGGAACCUUUGUAUGAGUAUAUCAAACACGAGGUGAGGAAGGAUAUGCGACCGGGAUUCCACAUAUCAGAAGAUGGGGUUUUAGGAUUUAAAGGUAGAAUUUUUGUUCCCAAAGAUACAGAGAUUAAGAACCAAAUCUUCUAUGAGGCACACAAUGCCCCUUACGCAAUGCACCCUGGCACCACAAAAAUUUACCAGGAUUUAAGGAAAUAUUUUUGGUGGCCGAAGAUGAAAAAGGAAGUAGCAAAAUACAAGGCUCAUUACCUCACUUGCCAACAAACCAAGAUUGUACGACUUCAUGGAGUACCUAAUUCCAUCAUUUCAGACCGAGACGGACGUUUCACCUUGACAUUUUGGAAAAUGAUGCAAGAAGGUGUGGGGACUCAACUUAAUUUUGGCACUGCUUUCCAUCCCCAAACAGAUAGCCAGAAGGAAGUGGACAAAGUUACCGAGGAUAUCAAGAAGAUUCGAGAGAGGCUGCAGACCUCCAUAAAUCAACAUCGCAAAUAUGUGGACCAACGCCGAAGACCCUUGGCAUUUGAAGUUGGAGAUACGAUGCCCUUGAAGGUGGCUCUAUUUAAGGGAGCUCUGCUUUUUGGAAAGAAAAGAAAAUUAAGUCCAAGGUAUAUUGGACCUUUUGAGAUAGUGGAGAAAAUCAGCAUGGUAGCCUACCGACUAGCUCUCCCACCUGCGUUGGCUUGA
Messenger RNA from Humulus lupulus (European hop), 951 nucleotides. RefSeq lists its product as uncharacterized. Bases 1 to 951 code for a protein of 316 amino acids. The transcript is spliced from 3 exons. The record is from RefSeq and is a predicted model, not a curated record. NCBI's taxonomy places the organism in Eukaryota, Viridiplantae, Streptophyta, Magnoliopsida, Rosales, Cannabaceae.